CCACGCCAACACGCUCAGCUUCCAUCAGAGCCGCCCAGUGGCCAGCACUGUCUCCAGACAUGACAGGGCUGACCGCCGCGGGAGCUAACCCGCUCUCAAGUACCUGCACAUCCCAUGGCCUUCAACCAUGCUGAUGAGUGCUCGCUGCUUACUGCCUCAAUCUUUCUUUAUCUCCCACGGAUUCACAUGUCGGCGUAGUCGUUUCAGUUGUUACACCGCUGUCCGGGUGCUCCCGUGUGUUCCUGUUCUGUGGUCCUGACUACUCUUUGCCGGGUCUUGAUCACGCCCGCAUAUUCACUCUUUUACAUUCAAUUUGCAACUUCCCUUGCCAGCCUUCCAUGAGCCCUUUGUUCCUCCACCAGUUGACAAUUCAUGACCGCCACGCCGGGUCAACCCCCGAUGUUCCUCAGUAACACGCAGCCAAGCGUUCAUCUGCCUUGGAAGUUUGCAUCUAGCGAGGAAGCACAACUACCUCGCGGAGAAUGUGGCUUUAUCGAGUCCGAGUUCGAGUCGAGCAGGAACUCACGCCAACGCUGCUCAUGUCGAAGCUUCCAUCCUGAUUCGAUCGUGCGUUCUCGCUGCGGUUGCGGACAUCAAGCAUGGCACCACGAAACCCAGCCUCUCUCGGUAGUCUCGGUAGAGCAGUUCUUACAGGUCGUGGAGCAGAUGAAGCUGUUGAAGCAUGAGGUCCGGCGACAUGAGGGCGUGGAGGAAGAAUUGAGGAGAGAGCUUCUCAGGGAGAGAGCGGCAAGAGAAGAGCACUUUCGAACAUACAAGGCACUGGAAGCACGGCUAUACGAGAACAUGCGGCUGCUGAAGAUCACUAUGGAUGACAGAGUGGAGGCUGUGGUUGACAGGACGUCGUCGUUCAGCGAUCAGAUCAGGGCCGUCCAAGAGCGCCUUACUAUGGUGGAUGAGGUUACCAUGGAGCUGGAGAAUCGAGUCGAUAAAGUUGAGCAUACCAAUGGCCAUUCUAGGGACGACACACCUGUGAAUUCAACGCCUCGGCCGCGCUUGUCGACUCCAAAAGUAUCGUCAGUUCCUCAGAUCCCGCUACUCAUGCAGUCGCAACACAUGCUUGGUCAGCUUCCAAUACGCACCGACAAGAAGUAUCCCUUGACUUGGAAUGUUCGUGUCAUCUUUGUUCUCCGGAAGUCGCAGAGAUUCGCGUUCGAUCCUGACAGUACUGGCUACAGGCGUUGUGCGUCCCGCAGGCUCCAGCAGAAUGUCGAUUUUGCCGGUCAGGACAGUGCCUACUUUGCGACUCGGAUCGAAGAUACAUUCAAGGGUGUCUUGCGUGGCAGACCAUGGAUGCCGUUAGUCGGUCAUCAUCCACCAGACGAACCAUUUGGUCGGAUGGCGCUUACUUUGCUCCCACCUGAUCUCGUCCACCGUGAUUUAUGGGACCAUCCUUUCGUAGAAGAUCAUUGCGUCGCUCACGACAAGAUGCAAGGAGACGUCCUCUACAUCACUCUCCAGCACGAAGACGUCACUUGGAAUGAAGUUCGAUUCCUACCACCUGUUCACGGUGCCGAUGAAACCUGCUGGGCUCACGACGAAGAGCUAGACGGCACCGUCAAGUAUAAGAGCCUGGACACUGAGAUCAUGUACGGUUGCCAGGAUCCUCCUCCUAUAUAUUCAUCUCGAACUCACUCGCUGGCGGAUAGGGCGCCUUCUAAACUCGAUGUACUCGCUGAUUCCGCGGCUAUGUUAAGCCCAAUCGAGCGUGCGCGUACACAAUCCUCCGUCCACUCCAGCAUAUUGAGACCGUCUCUCGAACGAACCCAAACUUCGUCCUCGUCCCACUCGAAUCACCAGUUCUCGUCUGAACGGAGCAGUCUCCGAAGUUUUGAUACAGAGAUGGCCGAGGAUGAGCACCGCGAUAAGAAGCCAAAGCUCAGAUCUAAGGAUAGCGCAACGAACGUCAAUGGUACUAGCCAGGCGCAACAUCCCAUUUACGUGUCCGGCCGCUCAAAGCGAAAGAUGCCCGUGAAAGACAAAGGGCAAAAGGAACCUCUUCAUUUCAGCGUCACGAACGUCGCCAAAUGGAGACCAAAUCUGCUACACCCUCACUCUUCGAAAGGCAAGGAGGUCGCCCAUGGCCAGUAAUUACUUUUGAGGCCUUUCAUUGUUUUUCACUUUUUUUUCGAAGGCGUUCAAGAGCAAAACCUCGUUCAAGCGAAGGAUACCCAUCGGCGUUACACUGUACAACUGCAUUUGCGGCCCAGCAACCGCCUCGCAGGCUCUUUCUUCGAACAUAGACUAGUUUUUCGGCCUGCAACUGCGAUACAUUGUAUCAACAU
This is a messenger RNA of Macroventuria anomochaeta, 2303 nucleotides long. RefSeq lists its product as uncharacterized. Bases 373 to 2109 code for a protein of 578 amino acids. The record is from RefSeq and is a predicted model, not a curated record. The transcript has 2 exons. NCBI's taxonomy places the organism in Eukaryota, Fungi, Ascomycota, Dothideomycetes, Pleosporales, Didymellaceae.